Messenger RNA from Opisthorchis viverrini, 1154 nucleotides. RefSeq lists its product as hypothetical. The coding region runs from base 68 to 859 and encodes 263 amino acids. The transcript has 2 exons. Lineage: Eukaryota; Metazoa; Platyhelminthes; Trematoda; Opisthorchiida; Opisthorchiidae. The record is from RefSeq and is a predicted model, not a curated record.
CUGUAAUUUGCGGUUAUUUCGGAGACCCCGGAGGAUUUGGACCGAUUUUUUUCAGUCAGCCUACCAGAUGAGCCAAUCUAAUGGGGAAUGCGAGGAUCUUUUGGUAAUUGGAGCCGGUCUUGGGAGAACCGGAACAAACAGUUUGAAACUCGCCCUUGAACUUCUUUAUGACAAACCGUGUUACCACCUAAAGGACCUGUUUAGCCGUCGGCAUCGAGAUGUCCCUAAAUGGCUGGAUAUGGAGCAACGCUUGAAGCAGUCAAAAGAUUCAAAGUUCGACGUAGCCUUGUGCAAAGACUUUUUCAAAGGUUAUCGGGCAGCGGUUGACCAUCCAGUUUGUGUAUAUUACAAGGAACUCUUGGAAGUUUUCCCAAAUGCAAAAGUUAUCGUAACAGUCCGUGACCCGGAAAUUUGGCUUGCUGGAUGCAGGUCAACUAUUCUACCUCGCGAUCUGCUAGCUAAUCGGCCUUGGUCUUUCUACUUUCUGCGGAGCGUCUUGGGUAUGAAGCCGUUACAUGAGUUGUACUUGAAUAGUUGGCGGCGGGUUUUUGGUGAGAAUAUGGAUUUCAGUGACGAUAAUGCAAUGUUGAAUGGCUUCGUCGCGUGGACUGAACGUGUAAAACGAGAUGUUCCUGCGGACAAACUGUUGGUAUACGAUAUCAGCAAAGGUUGGGAACCACUGUGUCGGUUCUUACAACUCCCAGUCCCCGACAGUCCCUUUCCACACGUCAACGAGUACAGGGAACUGCGUCGGCUUAUCCGUCUAGAGCGAAGAUCCAGCAAGAUUUUGCAGUGGGGUCUACCCGCACUGCUUCUGCUUCUUCUUGCGCUUCUAGUUUAUAACCUCUGGCUCCACUAACGUUACCCAGAUUUGCUGGCUCAAUGUAUUCUUGUUUUGUACCUUCUUUUGUCCACGAUUCGCACCUCUUGUUUUCACUGUUGAUUCUGCCUAUCAUACAUCAUCGUCAAGUGCGGGAUGGUUAAGUUUUGCCCACAAACUCGUCACAUCUGAUCUCCGUACCUUUACUCUGUUUUUCCAACCAGUGUUCAGUGCUUAGAUUCGUUCUUGUACUGGAGUUUGUUUCAUCAACGAAAGAUACUAUUUCUGUGUUGGUGCUUCCUGUUAUUGUUUAAUUACGGGCAUCCGAGUUCGG